Molecule: messenger RNA, 972 nt
Organism: Colletotrichum spaethianum
Lineage: Eukaryota; Fungi; Ascomycota; Sordariomycetes; Glomerellales; Glomerellaceae
Product: cysteine and histidine-rich domain-containing protein 1
Exons: 2
Coding region: 1-972 (323 amino acids)
Source: RefSeq, a predicted model, not a curated record
AUGGCAGAAAAGUGCGUCCACCAGGGUUGCGGCAAGCUCUAUACCGAUGUAGAGGAGCCAUGCGUCUACCACCCCGGCCCUCCCAUCUUCCACGAAGGCCAGAAAGGCUGGAAGUGCUGCAAGCCCCGCGUCCUCACGUUUGAGGAGUUCAUGACCAUCCCCCCCUGCACAACCGGCAAGCACUCCACAACCGACCUGCCCCCAAAGAUCGAGCAGAAGCCGCAAGCGGACCCCGCCGCCGCGCCCUCCCUCCUCGACAAGCUCGCCGCCUCUACAACCGAACCGGGCCGCAAGCCCCUCUCUCAAGCCGCCCAGGCCGCGCCUUCCCCUCCGCCGCCACCUCCGGAGUCCGAGUCCGACGAUGCCUCCCUCGAGAUCCCCGAUGGCGCCACCUGCCGCCGCAAGGCCUGCUCGGCCACCUACCGUAAGGGCGCAUCCCGCGACGGCGAGUCCUGCGUUCACCACCCCGGCGUUCCUAUCUUCCACGAGGGUUCCAAGGGAUACAGCUGCUGCAAGCGCCGCGUGCUCGAGUUCGACCAGUUCAUGAAGAUCGAGGGCUGCAAGACCAAGAACCGUCACCUCUUCAUCGGCAGCGGCAAGAAGAAGGAUGCCGCGGCGGCCGGUGGUGAGGAGAAGCUCGACACCGUCCGCACCGACUUUUACCAGACGCCCUCCACCGUCAUCGCCUCCUUCUUCCUUAAAAAGAUUGUUAAGGACUCGGCCAAGAUCGAGUUCAGAUCGCAGUCCGUCGCGCUCGACCUGCCUACGUCGGACUCACCGCCCAAGCGCUACACCGCCGAGGUGCCCCUGUUCGCGCCCAUCGAUGCGGAAAAGUCCACCUUCAAGGUCCUCGGCACCAAACUCGAGGUAAACCUCGCCAAGGCCGGCGGUGAGUCGUGGCCGGUCCUGCGCAGUGACGACCGUCUUACCGGUGAGAUAUUACAAAUCGGCAAGGCGGGGCGUCUGCAAUAG